Messenger RNA from Rotaria sordida, 918 nucleotides. The record is from the annotation of a GenBank genome assembly. NCBI's taxonomy places the organism in Eukaryota, Metazoa, Rotifera, Eurotatoria, Philodinida, Philodinidae.
AUGUAUCGAAAUCGAUUUCUGGGAACUACAGAUUGGAAUACUGUUACAUCGUUGUUAAGUAAUUAUUCAAUACCAAUAAAACUAGCCGAUGGCAUUGUAUUGAACCGAGUGAAAGAGCAAGAUGAUUUAAUUUUAAUUGAAUUGGGUACUUUAUUGAGCAACCACGAAUGCGAUGAAAUUCUGACUAAUAUUAGUAAAGAAAAAUUCGAAAAUAUGUCAGAUAAGUAUGAUGUUCAAAAACGCAAUAAUUCUCGAUUAGUCGUCAUGGAUGAUCAAUUCGCUCAAACACUUUGGCAACGUCUAAAAUUUAGCAACAAAAUAACUAAAUUAGUUUCUAAUAGAAAACCAUUAGGAUUUAAUGUGCAAGGCGAUUGGGAGAUUAGUGGUGUGAAUAAAGCCAUGCGAUUGAAUAAAUACCGUCAUGAUGAACAUUUUGCACCUCAUAAAGAUGCACAAUAUGCUCCAAGCGGAGAUGAACGAUCAUUAUUGAGUUUAAUAAUCUAUUUGAAUGACAAUUAUGAAAAAGGUGAGACGAAGUUUUAUUUUCCCAAAGCAGCACCAAAAUUCAAUAUGAAAGGAUUAACAAUUGAGGAAGAAAUCCAAGCUUAUGGUGGAUUGGAAAAUGGAUAUGAAUGUGUGUCGAUUAAACCAAAGAAAGGUUAUGCUGUUCUUUUUACACAUAAUCUCUUACACGCGGCCAUGGCACCACAGAUGGAAAAUUCUCUCAAUUUAACGGAACGUAUCGUCUUGAGAACUGAUGUACUCGUACAGAGAAAAGGAAAACCACUCGGAUUUGCUAUUUGCCCAGAAGAACAAGAAGAUUAUGUUGCUUGUCUGAAUUUUUUUCGUGAAGCUCAACAAAAUGAAUUGAAAACAUAUGAAAACUGUACCACUUAUGGUGGCGUUGCUGCAUUGUAG